Molecule: messenger RNA, 1191 nt
Organism: Clonostachys solani
Lineage: Eukaryota; Fungi; Ascomycota; Sordariomycetes; Hypocreales; Bionectriaceae
Source: the annotation of a GenBank genome assembly
AUGGUUGCUACAUACGCUCGCCCACCCCCCGUUUUCACCAAAGCCGAGGGAUCAUAUAUUUGGGACAUUGAGGACAGGAAGUACCUUGACUUCACCGCUGGUAUCGCCGUGAACGCUCUCGGUCAUUGCGAACCUGAGGUCGCUCGGAUCGUAGCCGAACAGGCCAAGACUCUUGUCCACGCCUCCAACCUCUACUACAACCCCUGGACCGGCGCUCUGUCCAAGCUGCUCGUCGAAAAGACCGUCAAGUCUGGUGGCAUGCACGAUGCCUCGUCCGUCUUUGUCUGCAACUCCGGAUCCGAAGCGAACGAGGCCGCGAUCAAGUUCUCCCGCAAGGUCGGCAAGGCCGUCGACCCCUCCGGCGCCAAGCACGAGUUCGUAUCUUUCAACGGCGCAUUCCACGGCCGAACGAUGGGCGCUCUGAGCGCCACGCCGAACCCCAAAUAUCAAGAGCCUUUCUCCCCCAUGGUGCCCGGGUUCCGUGUUGGAGGCUACAACGACAUUGCUGCCAUCCCCGAGUUAGUUACAGAGAAGACAUGCGGAGUGAUUGUUGAGCCGAUCCAGGGCGAGGGUGGUGUUCGGGCCGCUUCGGAGGAGUUCCUCGUCGCCCUCGCGAAGCGCUGCCGCAAGGUCGGCGCAGUGUUAAUCUACGAUGAAAUCCAGUGUGGGAUGGGCCGCACUGGCACUUUCUGGGCCCACGGCGUCCUCCCCAAGGAGGCGCACCCCGACAUCAUCACCUCGGCCAAGGCCCUCGGCAACGGCUUCCCCAUCGGCGCCGUGAUUGUCAACCAGACCGUGAGCGACAAGAUCAAGGUGGGCGACCACGGGACCACCUUUGGAGGCAACCCCCUAGCCAGCCGGGUUGCGCACUACAUGGUGAGCCGACUCUCGGACCCCCAGCUGCAGAAGGAGGUGCUCGCCAAGUCGGACGUCUUCCGGGCGCGCUUCGAGGAGCUGCGAAAGCAGUACCCGGACUUGAUCACGGAGGUGCGCGGCAAGGGUCUGAUUCUCGGGCUCCAGUUGUCCGAGGAUCCCACUCCCAUCUUGAAGGCUGCUCGUGAGAGGGGUCUCCUGAUCAUCACUGCUGGUACCAACACGGUCCGCUUCGUUCCAAGCCUCACCGUGACGGAGCGGGAGAUCCAGUCUGGGUUGGAUAUCCUAGCGGAAGCCAUUGCGGUAACUCGAGCAUGA